Chara braunii is the source of this 1894-nucleotide messenger RNA. Lineage: Eukaryota; Viridiplantae; Streptophyta; Charophyceae; Charales; Characeae. The record is from the annotation of a GenBank genome assembly.
GGCCAACAUGUUUGAGGGUGGGUCUGGGUGCCGGGCUGUACUUCGCCCUUCUUGACCAUAUGCUUGCAGGCCUUCGUGUUAUUUACACGCCCGUAGAGCCGAUGCUUUCCGGCGGCCCGGCAGACCAGGGCAUAGUCUUCAAUCAACAGCAGCCGAAGGAGGCCGUCAUCGAUGGGAAGGUCCCGCCUGGGCUAUACGCUGCUGCGGGAGUGAUUACGAGAUCAGUCGCCGCCACCUUGCUUUGCCCGAUGACGGUGAUUAAGACGCGCAUGGAGUAUGCAGCUGUUACGGGCCAAGUGUACCGGAACACCUUUCAUGCGCUUACCACAAUUGGAAAGGUGGAAGGUCUGCGAGGGCUUUACAGUGGCUUGCUGCCAACACUUGUGAGGGAUGCACCCUAUUCUGGACUUUAUCUUCUCACUUACAAUCAAAUAAAAGAAUCAUCGCGAGCCUUCCUGCCAGGAAAAGAUAUACCACAAGCCUACAUCAAUUUUCUUGCAGAUCCCACACGGGCCCCGCAGGGCCUGUUGGUAGGGUUAGAGGUCCUAGGGGUUAGUGGUUUACUGCAACAGUUUGAUUGGCCUGGUAUGAAAGGGUCUGCAUACAAGUUUGUGGCUGAGUGUGAAGUUUGUCAACGGAUCAAGCCAUCUAGGCAAAAGCCCUAUGGACUACUUCACCCCCUACCUAGUCCUGAUGGUCCCGGAGAGUCAGUUUCACUUCACUUCACGGAUAUGGGUAAGACAAGCAGGAAUGGGUACUCACAAGUGAUGGUGAUCGUUGACCGAUUUUCGAAAUUCUUGAAUCUGAUUCCAUUGCCACCUCAUGCCCCAACUGGGCUUGUAAUCGAAGAGUUUAAUAAGCACUACAUUCUGCAAUAUGGACCCCCAAAGACUCUUGUGAGUGAUCGGGAUACCUGGUUCAUUAGCGCAGAUUGGAAGGACUUUACCUCCCAGAUCUACGAUAUGAAGCUCGAGAUGACAUCUGGCCGUCAUCCGGAGGCCAAUGGCCUGGCUGAAAAAAUCAACCAGACCGUUACUCAACUUCUCCGUGCUCUUAUCAUUCCCGAUCAAAACACGAGGGAUGUAGAAUUGCCCAUUGUGAGGUGGUUGUACAACAACUCCAUCCACUCUUCCACCGGCACGACACCAAACAGGUUACAUUACGGGUGGAAGAUAUGCAAUCCACUAUCCUUCCUGUUUCCUGAUCAGGCACCUGGUCCGACACCUGGCCAGCCUGGCUAUAGUGCCAUUUACGAUCGCUUGCUCAAAACUGUUGUGGCAGUCAUGAACAAGCACCGGGAGGCCAUGAUUAAACAUGCUAAUAAGAAGUGCCAGCAUGCACCAUUCGAAGUGGGUAGUUAUGUCUGGGUCAAGAUGUCUGAGUUUUCCGAAGAAGAGGGAGUGUCGCAUAAACUCCUCCCUCUCUAUUAUGGCCCAUGGCGGGCGUUGAAGGUAGUAGGAAAUGAUGGAUUUGGCCCUUCCUACGUGGUUGACGUGCCACCUCAUCUGUGCACGUAUCCGGUCUUUCACGCAUCCAAACUGUUUCCUUAUCGUGCUUCUGGUUCCUUUCCUUAUCGUGACCCUAUGAUCCCUCGUCCUAUCGAUGGCGGUCAUGAUAUUGACAGGAUUGUGAGUCAUACCGUUAAGGGGCGUACCAGACAGUAUCAAGUCCACUUUCUAUAUCACCCACUAGAUGAUUUGUACUGGAUUUCCGAGAAGGAAUUGCUGCAAAGCACACCCCGAGUCGUCAAGGCCUAUGAACGACAGAUUGAUACACAGCCAAAGAUCACGGCAGCUCUCACACCUACAGCGUACUCCCAAUCCCUAUUUGCCAUAUUCGCCUAUGAUGCGUUUUGCAUGGACUCUGAGUGAGUUACUCGCUCGAAUGGACCUCG